This is a messenger RNA of Paramecium octaurelia, 1755 nucleotides long. NCBI's taxonomy places the organism in Eukaryota, Ciliophora, Oligohymenophorea, Peniculida, Parameciidae. The record is from the annotation of a GenBank genome assembly.
AUGUACAGAAGACUCUCAAAUAUUGAUCGAAUAAAAUUAUAAUUCAAACUAAACCAAUAAGUCAAGGAGUUACUAUCCAAAGGUGAAAUUGAUAUCGACAAUCCUACCCACUUUGACGUAAAGUAUUAUUGAAAUGUAGGUUAUCGUGGGUAUUUUAUCAAAAGAGUAAAAGUAAAGAAAUCAAAAUGAAUUGAACCUAUUAUCAUAAGCGUUUCACUCAAUUAAAUAUUUUACUGAGAUGCAAAAAACUACAAGUUAAGAGGAAAUGCUUAAUCUUUAUAGAGAAUUACAAUACAUUAAUGUGCCAGCACGUCGGACUCUUUUUCGUUUUGGGGCCAUUGGAAAAAAUUUUUACAUCAUCUUGAGAGGUAGUGUUUGGGUAUUUAAGUAUUUAUAAUUUUAAAGGUGUUAGUUGGAAAAAGUGGUUUGGGUGAUGACAAAAUUGAAGUGAUCGAAAAAAAAGGAGACAAAAAAAAUGAUAGAAAGAAAAAGGUUGAAAAGGAGUACGAUGAAGGUGAAGAAUCUGUAUAAUAAAUUAAUUUAUUAGAGGAUGAGGACGAAUUUUAGGACUUGGAGGAUGAGAAAAUGUUAGAACUGAAAUACCCCAAUAUGAUGAAGGUUGGUAAAAUAGAACAAGGAGGGAGCUUCGGAGAGAUAGCUCUUACUAAUUGUAUGCCCAGAUAAGCCACGAUUGUGUGUGCAGAAGAUUGCUAAUUUAUUAAAUUGUCAAGAGAGGCUUUUCAUACAUUCUUAUGUAACAUAUACAUUUAUAAUUCAAUUAGCCGAGUAUUAUAUUAGAAUUUAAAAUAAAAAUUUUGAAUUUUUGAAAUCAAUCAAUAUAUUUACUGAUUGGAAUGAUACUGACAUCAGUGUUAUCCAAUAUCAUUUCCAAUCCAUUGAUUAUGCCAUGAACAACGUUAUUUUUAGAGAAGGAGAAUCAAUUAAAGGAGUCUAUUUCAUAGUUUCUGGUUUGGUUGAGUUAUAAUAGAAGGGCAGAGAUUUAGAGAAUGCACAUUCGUCUAAAUAACCAAAUAAAUAAUAAAUUGUCAUCAACAGAUACAGCAAAGGCCAAUUGUUUGGAUUUAUGGAAAUUAUGAAUAAAUAAUCUCAGAGGGAAACCAAGGCAAUUUGCUUAACGGAAAAAGUCUAAACUUUAUUCUUAUAAGCUGAUGUAAAUCUUAUCUUUCAAUUUAGAGAUUUAAAUUAUAUUGUUGUAGAGGAGAAUCAUUGAAGACUCUAUAGUUGAUGAUGAAAAAGCUAGAUUACAUCAUUCAUAAGGCCAAUCAGAUUUAUGGGGAAAACUAAAGAUAAUCCAAAUAAUCUUUAUCGUUGAAUCUGGCUGAUAACGAUGCUCUCUUACAACGGAUGAAAACAGAAAAUCAACCUAUUUGUAAAACGAAUAGAAGUCGAAUUGUUAAACGAUCUUUAGACAUUCUUGCUGGAGUUUCCCAUUAAUCUUCUAAAAUUCAAAGCUAUUAUGAAAGUGUUUCUACAUUUCUUAAAGACCCAUAGGUUAAUUUAAACCUGAAUAAUCCUCUUAUUCAUAUUGAACCUAGCAAGCGUUUAAAAAUGUAAUAAUUGCAAUUCUAAUUGUAAUAUUGCCCUCAUCCACCUCUUACUUCAAGAAUUCCUUAAUUUUCUAGUGGGGAUUCAAAAUAGGUUUUACUUAGGCAACUUAAAUUACCCAGCAUAUUUAAAGAAUAAUAGAAAUAAGAUGAUCGUAUAUCUAUCCGAUAAUUAGAUCCUGUUAUUUGA